AUGCACGAGUUUGAGCUCAUGAAUUACGUAAACGUACCCUGUGGUAUUUUUAUAGCUGGCCUUCUACAUCAGAGACUGAACGCCACAAAACUUGAACCACAAAGACUUCAUCAAAUAAUGAAAAUCUACUUGGUGACUGAAUUUGCUGUGAGAUACUGCGAUGUCAUUCUGCACUAUGCCUGGUUUUUUUACCAAGCAGCUAACCACUUGCUGCUGUUUUUGGAAAAACAAGCGACGUUCCACGGAGAAGCUAACAAGAGUUAUUGGAAAGCAAUUGCAGAGCUCAUCCCCAACGAAGUACCGACAAUAGAGAAGAGGGGAAAGAAGGAGAAAGCAAAGCAGCCUUCCAUUGCUGUGAUCCAGCGCCCCAAACCCGGUAAGCCAACCGAUCUUUCAAGGAUGCGCCAUAUACUCGUGAAGCUAAAGCAUAAUCCACCACCCCACAUGAAUCCUCCACCCCCACCACCACCUUCAUCAGAUACCGAAAAGGAUGACAAAACGAAGCCGUCACCUCCGGUUGCAGCCACUAAUUCUUAG
Molecule: messenger RNA, 537 nt
Organism: Rhododendron vialii
Lineage: Eukaryota; Viridiplantae; Streptophyta; Magnoliopsida; Ericales; Ericaceae
Product: clathrin light chain 1-like
Exons: 4
Coding region: 1-537 (178 amino acids)
Biological process (GO): clathrin-dependent endocytosis; intracellular protein transport; clathrin coat assembly
Cellular component (GO): clathrin coat of coated pit; plasma membrane; clathrin coat of trans-Golgi network vesicle
Molecular function (GO): structural molecule activity; clathrin heavy chain binding
Source: RefSeq, a predicted model, not a curated record